Molecule: messenger RNA, 711 nt
Organism: Colletotrichum spaethianum
Lineage: Eukaryota; Fungi; Ascomycota; Sordariomycetes; Glomerellales; Glomerellaceae
Exons: 3
Coding region: 1-711 (236 amino acids)
Biological process (GO): regulation of transcription by RNA polymerase II
Cellular component (GO): nucleus
Molecular function (GO): DNA-binding transcription activator activity, RNA polymerase II-specific; RNA polymerase II transcription regulatory region sequence-specific DNA binding
Source: RefSeq, a predicted model, not a curated record
AUGCCGGGCGCAACUGCAACAGCAAACUGCGCCGCGCGCGAGGCCGCCACAAUCCUCAGCAACAGGCUGCCGCAUUGGGCGCAAGAUAGUUCCAAUCUCCCCGAUGAGGCCAGCUUAAUACGCGAUCUCCAGUAUCAACACCAACAGCAACCGCUACCGCAGUUGUCGUCGGCCGCUGGCCUCCCGGGUACGGAUUUUGGGCUCUUCGGUCCAGAAUCCGUCAACGAUCCGAGCCUCGCUUUUCUUGAUCCGUCACCUUGGGACACUCUGCCGUGGACGUCGGCUGCUUCUGCGACGCCUCACGUCAGUGCCAGUCCCCUCGACAACUCGAUAGGCCAAUCCCAGCUGGAUCCCACCUUCGGGUCCAGCGAUAGCUCCAACUCCAACAGCCCCAACCAGCCUCCGCCCCUGGACAUGUCAGUGUACGCCGCUGUCUCUUCGGGGGCUCAGCCACUCCAUCGCUCCUCGCCCAACUCGGACGGCCGUGAGUCUGAGGCCGCGACGCCCUAUGCCGACAAAGUCCUCCGCCGGCAACGAAACACCAUUGCCGCGCGCAAGUACAGACAAAAGAAGGUCGACCGCAUCGACGAACUCGAGAACCUGCUAAAGGAGAUGACGCGCGAGAGAGACGACUUACGCAUACGCCUCGCUCGGCAGGAGGCCGAGACGGAGGCUCUCAAGAGCAUCAUGCGGACGGAGACUAAGAAAUAG